AUGUCAGUCAGUCAAUUUUUACGUUUAAAUCGGCGUUAUGGAACUAAUAAUAAUAACAGUGUUUUUGGUUUUCCUGGCAAAAAUAAGAACAAACUUCAGACUAUCAAAGAUAUUCUGAACAGUGAUGAAUUAACAGAAGAUGAAAUUGACUACAAAUCUGAUGACGAUGAAGAGAUCAGUAAAGAAAAUAAUGCAGGGCCAAUAUUUUUAAAUAAUCCUUUUAAUUCAUCUGAAAUAAGUGAAGAUUUUGUACAAAAUUUGAUAAAACUUAUAAAAUUGAAAAUAAAUAUGCGCGUGUUCUUAUUCUCUGAUCAAAAUGGAACUAGUAUUAAUAACAGUUGUUUUGGUUUUCCUGGCAAGAAUAAGAACAAACUUCAGAUUAUCGAAGAUAUAUUGAAUUGUGACGAGUUAACAGAAGAUGAAAUUGACUUUAAAUUUGGUGACGAAGACGAGAUCAUAAGAAAUGGUAGAAAAAGUUAA
Messenger RNA from Clunio marinus, 480 nucleotides. NCBI's taxonomy places the organism in Eukaryota, Metazoa, Arthropoda, Insecta, Diptera, Chironomidae. The record is from the annotation of a GenBank genome assembly.